UGGUCCCUGAGCGCGGCGCGAACGCGCGAUGUCCACGUGGAGUGCCCCGCGGAGGCCCUGCCGCGCGCUCGGACUCCUGCUGCUGGUGGUCUUGGGUUUCCUGGUGCUCCGCAGGCUGCACUGGCCCCGCCUGCUCUCGCCCUGGCUGAGACACCGGCAGUCCGGGCUGCACACCAAGGGCCAGAACUUCAUGCUGGAGGACUCCACCUUCUGGAUCUUCGGGGGCUCCGUGCACUAUUUCCGGGUGCCCAGGGCAUACUGGAGGGACCGCUUGCUGAAGAUGAAAGCCUGUGGCUUGAACACCCUCACCACCUACGUCCCCUGGAACCUCCACGAGCCACAGAGAGGCACAUUUGACUUCUCCGGGAACCUGGAUCUGGAGUACGUGCUCAGAGGAUCCGGGCAGCUCUGCCGCCUGUGGCGUGUGCUGGCUCGUCCCCACCCCCUGCUUGGAUGCCCUCAGAUGGAACUAAUGUCCACCCCCCUCCUUUUCUAUUCAAGCUGGUUGCUCCGAGACUCUGGCAUGAUGCUGAGAACGACGUACAAGGGCUUCACCGAAGCCGUGGACCUUUAUUUCGACCACCUGAUGUCCAGGGUGGUGCCGCUCCAGUACAAGCACGGGGGCCCCAUCAUCGCUGUGCAGGUGGAGAAUGAGUACGGUUCCUACAACAAAGACCCCGCCUACCUGCCGUACGUCAAGAAAGCCUUGGAGGACCGAGGGAUUGUGGAGCUGCUCUUGACUUCAGACAACAAGGACGGCCUGAGCAACGGGGUCAUCGACGGAGUGCUGGCCACCAUCAACCUACAGUCGCAACACGACCUGCAGUUAUUGACCAUCUUCCUCCUAAGUGUCCAGGGGGUUCAGCCCAAGAUGGUGAUGGAGUACUGGACGGGGUGGUUUGACUCCUGGGGGGGACCCCACAACAUCCUGGAUGCUUCCGAGGUUUUAAAAACCGUGUCGGCCAUCAUCGACGCCGGCUCUUCCAUCAACCUCUACAUGUUCCACGGAGGCACCAACUUCGGCUUCAUCAACGGAGCCAUGCAUUUCCAUGACUAUAAGUCCGACGUCACCAGCUACGACUAUGAUGCGGUGCUGACCGAGGCCGGCGACUACACAGCCAAGUACGUCAAGCUCCGAGAAUUCUUUGGCUCCAUCUCAGGCAGCCCUCUGCCUCCCCCACCCGAGCUUCUUCCCAAGACGGCGUACGAGUCCCUGAGGCCGGCCCUGUACCUGUCGCUGUGGGAUGCCCUCCAGUACAUGGAGCCGCCAACCAUCUCUGAAAAGCCUGUCAACAUGGAGAACCUGCCAGUGAACAAUGGGAAUGGCCAGUCCUUCGGGUACACCCUGUACGAGACCACCAUCGGCUCCCCUGGCGUCCUCAGGGGUCUCGUGCGUGACCGGGGACAGGUGUUUGUGAACACAGUGUUCAUUGGCUUCUUGGACUAUGACAGGAAGGACAUUGUCAUCCCCUUAAUCCAGGGCUACACGGUGCUGAGGAUCCUGGUGGAGAACUGCGGCGCGUCAACUACGGGCAAUAACAUCGAUGAGCAGCGCAAAGGCUUAAUUGGAAAUAUCUACCUGAAUAAUUCUCCCCUGAAAAACUUCAGAAUCUACAGCCUGGACAUGAAAAAGAGCUUCUUUCAGAGAUUCAGCUCCAGCGCGUGGAACCUGGUCCCCGAAACACCGGUGUUCCCCGCUUUCUUCCUGGGCGCCUUGCCUGUGGCCCUUUCCCCCUUGGACACCUUCAUGAAGCUGGAGGGCUGGGAGAAGGGGGUUGUCUUCAUCAACGGCCAAAACCUGGGGCGCUACUGGAACAUCGGACCCCAGGAGACACUCUACCUCCCAGGGGCCUGGUUGGACCAAGGCAUCAACCAGGUCAUUGUUUUCGAGGAGAGGGCGGCAGGCCCUGUGAUACAGUUCACCGAGACACCCCACCUGGGCAGGAACCAGUACAUUCACUGAGCCGUGUGGCGGGA
Molecule: messenger RNA, 1977 nt
Organism: Myotis lucifugus (little brown bat)
Lineage: Eukaryota; Metazoa; Chordata; Mammalia; Chiroptera; Vespertilionidae
Gene: GLB1L2
Product: galactosidase beta 1 like 2
Exons: 19
Coding region: 29-1963 (644 amino acids)
Biological process (GO): carbohydrate metabolic process
Cellular component (GO): vacuole
Molecular function (GO): beta-galactosidase activity
Source: RefSeq, a predicted model, not a curated record